AUGGCUGCUGUAAUCGAAGCAAACAACCCAAAAGCGACAAUGGACAGCAAAGAGGAAGUGGGAUUCACUUACUACUAUUCCGCUUUCUUACCCGAAAGCCGCGCAUCGGAGUUGCAAGUAGCUUGGCCGGAGCUGCUACCGGCUUUCAAGAAGUGCGGUGUUUCUUCAUUGUCACUGAAUCUGACCGAGUCUGUCUUGAAAGCUUCAAUAACAAGAUUUCAUUGCCAAGAUUACAGGGCUUCUCAUCUUCUUGAACUUUUGGCAACGACUACUGUGCCCCCAUCUCUGGCGAUAGAACUCGCUCUCAACGACGUGAUUGCAUACGAUCUCAUCAAGAUAGGGUUACAAGAAGAUGGAUUUGCUUGGGAAUAUGGGAUCGACAAGAAGCGAUUUUCCGAACGCCGUGAACGUCUGAAGAAGCACUACUUGGAGGCACUUGAAUUUGCUACCGACUGUCAUCUUUAUCUUGGAGCACACACUGUCACUGCUGUGGCUACUGAUUCUGGUUGGCCUGCGUCACUUGGGUUAAACACGGUCAGGAAGUUGGUGGAACAGUGCAUACGCUAUGGACCGGAUUGA
Molecule: messenger RNA, 579 nt
Organism: Rosa rugosa (rugosa rose)
Lineage: Eukaryota; Viridiplantae; Streptophyta; Magnoliopsida; Rosales; Rosaceae
Exons: 1
Coding region: 1-579 (192 amino acids)
Cellular component (GO): nucleolus; small-subunit processome
Molecular function (GO): RNA binding
Source: RefSeq, a predicted model, not a curated record